AUGGGCAUUCACUUCGACCCUGCUGCAGUCCGCUUCGACCCGCAGCAGACCGGCCAGUACGCCCUCGGAGUCGCCGCCAAGGUGCGGGCGGGGCUGCUGGGAUCGUUGGGAUCGCACGGGAUCCCGGUGAUCGACGCCGUCGCUCGCGUGGGAUCGGGAGGCGUGUUGGAGUUGACUCCGACUGUCUCCUCCCCACCCCACACUCCCCACAAGUUGCAUGCAAAGAACAUAAUUCUGGCUCCGGGAUCGGUUCCCUUCGUGCCCCCGGGCGUGGCGCUUUCGCCCCCGCUCCCGCCGCUGCUGCAGCAGCAGCAGCAGCAGCAGCAGCAGCAGCAGCAGCAGCAGCAGCAGCAGAUAAUGACCAGCGACACCGCCGUGGGCCUCCCGCUCAUGCCUUCCUUCCUGGCCAUUAUUGGGGCUGGAUAUAUAGGCCUGGAGUUCGCAGAAGUCUUCGGGGCCUUGGGAUCGGAAGUAACUCUUAUCGAAGCUGGGGAUCGUCUCCUCCCGGGGAUCGAUCCCGAGAUCGCUCGCGCUGCUGAGCGCCUGCUGCUGCACAAGGACCCCCAGCGCCCCGCGCGGCUGCUGACCAACACUUUGGCUGCGUCGGUGCAGCCUGUGGGGCCCCCCGGGGGGCCCCCCGACGGGGGCCCCCGGGGGCCCCCGGGCCCCUCGAGAUGCUUGUCUUGUGGCCACGGGCCGAAAACCAGCUACGCAGGUCAGCAGCAGCAGCAGCAGCAGCAGCAGCAGCAGCAGCAGCAGCAGCAGCAGCAGCAGCAGCAGCAGCAGCAGCGGGGAAGCAGCUGUGGCGGUUCCGGUAGCAGCAGCGGCAGCAGCAUUUGCAGCAGCAGCUGCAGCAUGCGCAGCGGCCUGGGUCUUGAGGAGUUGGGAGUGACCCUAAAGCGAGGUGGCUUUGUCCCAGUGGACGCCUGCAUGCGUGUGGUGCGCACGGAGGUCCCGGGGGCCCCCCGGGGGCCCCCGGGGCCCCUGCCAGCGCCCGAAAACGUGGUGGAGGGCCUCUACUGCAUUGGAGACGCCAAUGGUUUGCUGCAGUUGGCGCAUGCAGCUUCAGCUCAAGCUGUGACUGCUGUGGAGGCCAUUGCCGGCCGCUUUGUGCCUUUUAAUCCCAAAGAAGUUCCCGCGGCGUGCUUCACUAGUCCAGAGAUUGCCUUCGUCGGCUACACGGAGGCGGAGGCGCGGGAGCUGGGGGCGCAGUGGGGCUUCGAAGUGGGCUGCUGCAGCAGCGCCUUUCGCAGCAAUUCGAAGGCGCUGGCGGAGGCGGAGGCGGAGGGGCUGGCGAAGGCCGUGUGGCGUACAGACACCGGACUGCUGCUGGGCUGCCAGGCUGUGGGGCCCCACGCGGCGGAGCUGCUGCAGCAACUCCAGCUGUACAGACACCCCAGCGGGGUGUACAGACACCCCAGGGAAGUGGACAGACACCCCAGGGAAGUGGACAGACACCCCAGGCGGGUGUACAGACACCCCAGGCGGGUGUACAGACACCGCAGUGGGGUGUACAGACACUUGAGGCGGGUGUACAGACACUUCAAACGCGUUUACAGACACUUGAGGCGGGUGUACAGACACCCCAAAUGCGUUUACAGACAGCUGGGGGGGUGGGGUGGGGUGUACAGACAGCUGGGAGUGGGCGCUGGGAGAGAGACACCGGAGACCCCACAGAGGGGCAGAGCAGCAGAGGGCGAUGCAGCAGCGGGUGUACGUACACCCGAACUGCAGACCCCACAGAGCUGGAGGCCGCGCUGGGGUGUAUGUACACCCGAGACCGCACGGACGUCCCCCCCGCUGUCCCAGGACUGCGCAGCCGCAGCCACAGGGACGCAGCAGGGGGGGAGACACAAGCCGCAGCAGCAGCAGCAGCAGCUGCUGCUGCUGCUGCUGCUGCUGUCUUCCGUGCGCGGAAAGAGACUCUGCGCAGUGGUGUGGGCCCCCGUGGGGGCCCUGGGGCCCCCUGGGGGCCCCCCGGGCUCCCCCCGCAUGCAGGGUCUCUUUGGGGGCCCCUUUCGCAGGGCCUCUGCUGCUUCUUACUUGUUGGCUGCGCGCAGCGGGGAAAAAAGACACCCUGGGGGUGUGGGGCCGCCGCUGCUGCUGCUGCUGCUGCUGCUGCUGCUGCAGCAGCAGCAGCAGCAGCAGCAGCUGGGCUGGCUGCACUCAGUGGUAGCGAUCGUCGUCGUACCGCCGCCGGUCGUCAUAGUCUCUCAUGCCCCUGCAAAUAAAAAGGAGACACACGACAGCAGCAGCUGCAGCAGCAGCAGCAGCAGCAGCAGCAGCAAGACGCCAGCAGCAGCAAGACGCCAGCAGCAGCAGCAGCUGCUGCCAGCUGCUGCAGCGCCCAGCGCUCGCGGGCCCGUCCCCCGCGGUGCCUCCGCAGCAGCAUCCCCACCGCCACCGGCAGCAACACCAGCAGCAGCAGCAGCAGCAGCAGCAGCAGCAGCAGCAGCAAACGGGGACGGAGACCAUCUCUCUACCCCCCCUGUCUCUUGUCUCCUCCCCAGAACCCCCAAAACGGCCUCAGCCAAGAAGUGGAUCGUGCAUGUAGGGGCCCCCAGGGGCCCCCCGGGGCCCCCCGGGGCCCCCCGGGGGCCCUCCGGGGGCCCCCCGGGGGCCCCCGGGGGCCCCUGGGGGCCAGGAGGGUGUGCGGGUCCGGCGGCCGCGGCCACGGGCAGGAAGGAGGUGUCAGUCUCUUUCUCUCGCAGCAGCAGCAGCAGCAGCAGCAGCAGCAGGCCGGCGCACACAGCCCGGGCGCAGCAGCAAGAAGGAGACAGGCAAGGAGACAACUCCGGGUGCUUCGGGGAGGAGGGCAGAGGCGGCCAGCAGCAGCAAACAAAGAGACAAAAGUGGAAAUGA
Messenger RNA from Eimeria necatrix, 2862 nucleotides. Its product is annotated as dihydrolipoyl dehydrogenase protein, putative. The transcript is spliced from 7 exons. The record is from RefSeq and is a predicted model, not a curated record. Gene Ontology annotation, cellular component: oxoglutarate dehydrogenase complex; mitochondrion. Gene Ontology annotation, molecular function: flavin adenine dinucleotide binding; dihydrolipoyl dehydrogenase (NADH) activity. The coding region runs from base 1 to 2862 and encodes 953 amino acids. Lineage: Eukaryota; Apicomplexa; Conoidasida; Eucoccidiorida; Eimeriidae.